AUGGCUGGCACGGCAGUAUGGCUACUCCAGCAGCUCAUACCUCCAUUACUGCUCACUUACUUCUACUUCGGGUGGAAGAUAACGACUUUCGAGACGCCUCAGAUAUAUAGGACACUACCAACACUUCUUGUUGGAUCAAUAACGAUCGUCUAUCUUCGACUAUACUUCUUAUCAUCUACCCAAUCUACCCCUCCAUACGAUCCACCUCCAGCUAUAAGAAACAGGAAGAUCAUAUUUCAGUGUCUUUCACCGUCUGAAGCUAAAGCUUUACGACUGGCGAAUGAUGCUGCAAAUCAAUACGACGAAGAACCGAUGGUCGAGCGAUGUCAUAGGGACAGAUGCGGAGGAAGAUGGAAACCGGCUAGAACGAGACAUUGUAGUAUGUGUCAGAGAUGUAGAGGUGGAUGGGAUCAUCAUUGUCCUUUUUUCGCAAAUUGCCUGACUGCACAAUAUAUGCGCUCGUUCCUUGCUUUACUGCUAUAUACUCCUCCAACAGUUCUGCUGCUUUCGUUGCCGUUAUACAAACCACUGUGCAAUAGAGCCAUAGCUGCAUACGCUUUUUCAAGAUCCAGUGACGAGAUAAGGCAAUAUUGGUGGGACUGGUCGUAUAGCUGGGUCAUAGCUGGUGGUCCUAUAGGUCGAUAUGCGGGUGGAAUGAUUUUAGGAUGGAGGGAGUUAGAUAAAAUGGACAAUGACAAAACGCUUAGAUUGGGGGUAGGUUUAAUGAUUGGAUUUGGUGUGUUAUUGGCCCUCGUAACAACUGGUUUAGCGUUUAGUACGAUAACGUUACUUGUUAGAGGUAAUUUAACAAUCGAUAAAGGUAGAUCAACAGCUCACAACCAGGCUCUCCAUGCCAUUUAUAAGUCCAAAAUGAGUGGACGGUCUAUUCCACCUGAAUUAGAAAUGAAUCUGAAACGGUUUUCUGAUACGCGUCACUUCUAUGUCCCAUUCCCAGAAUCCUUUCAGAAUAAUGGAAAAGAGGGGAUAGUAUUACCAAUAUUAGAUCAUGAGAGACCGUAUGAUCAUGGAUGGAAGAAGAAUCUCGAGAUUGUGUUGGGAAAAGGAUGGGCUUGGCUGCUACCUUGGAACGCUAUGCAACGCGGCAUGGGAGACGAGAUGUUUUCAUGGCCCAUUGAGGAAGGGGUAAAGAAUAGGCUGAUGGAGGAAGCGGAGAGGAUCGCUUUAGAAAUUCAAGGAGAUAGUUGA
This is a messenger RNA of Kwoniella shivajii, 1206 nucleotides long. RefSeq lists its product as uncharacterized. The record is from RefSeq and is a predicted model, not a curated record. The transcript has 5 exons. Lineage: Eukaryota; Fungi; Basidiomycota; Tremellomycetes; Tremellales; Cryptococcaceae. Gene Ontology annotation, molecular function: palmitoyltransferase activity. The coding region runs from base 1 to 1206 and encodes 401 amino acids.